This is a messenger RNA of Symbiodinium natans, 1326 nucleotides long. NCBI's taxonomy places the organism in Eukaryota, Dinophyceae, Suessiales, Symbiodiniaceae. The record is from the annotation of a GenBank genome assembly.
AUGGAGGCCUCGGUGCGCCGGGCUCGAGAGGAGCCGCUUGCAUCGCCAAAUAGUUCUCCACGCGCUCCAGAGUCCUCGCACCUCGAGGCUGCGCAGGCCAUUCAGAGACUGGUCUAUGUGCGGGAUGAGGUUGUACCAGCUCGGGAGAAGCUCAUUGCUGCCCGUCGGACGAAUGAGGCUCUGGGCGAAGUCGGUCGCAGAAGGCCCCGACCUGCCAGUGCUUCGGAAGUGAGACAGCUGCCGAAUGCAACGAUGGGUGCUUUCGCGCCGCCACAUAUGCCCUCCACUGCAGAGCAGGACGGCUUUCGCCCAAAGCCCAUCUACUCAUCGCCAUCAGCAGGUGGUGGAAGGAUUGGCAAGGGCCACAUGAGGGCUAUGCCGACGCUGGGUGCGAAGCGCCUCGCCAAGGAGCUGAGUGCCGGUCGUCGCAUGGAGGAGCAGCUGAAAGAGCCGGAGAGGACCCAGGAGCAGAGAAUGGAGUUUGUGAAGGCCCUCCGGAUCCGUGUUGCGCAAGAGAAGCUCGUGGAGAGCCAGCGCCGUGAAGAGCAGGCAUUGCGCUGGAGGUCCAUUGGCUGUUUUUGCCUGUUUGACGUGCGUGCAGCUUUCGUGCAGGGUGCGUGCGGUCGUCUCCUGAACCAGAAGGAAGCCAUUGCGGUUGAUGAGGAGCUUAUGGCCAGCCCUGGCUUCAGCGUGGACCAACUUAUGGAGUUGGCAGGACUCUCUGUGGCCUGUGCCGUGGCCACUUCAUUUCCGCUUGCACAGUACUCGGAAAAGCCUCAAGUGCUGCUAAUUUGCGGUCCAGGCAACAACGGUGGAGAUGGCUUGGUCGCUGCAAGGCAUCUUCAUCACUUCGGCUACAGCCCUCGCGUGGUCUACCCAAAGCCGAAUCAGAAACAGCAGCUUUUCGUCAACUUGGUGACACAGCUGUCGCAGCUGUCGGUGCCCGUGGAUGCAACUCUGCCAGAGUCCAUGGAGGGAUACUGCUCAGUGGUGGAUGCCAUCUUUGGCUUCUCCUUCAGCGGCGCUGUCCGAGCGCCGUUCGACGACAUUCUGAGGAGACUAACAGCGCCUGGCACUCCACCUGUGCUCUCGGUGGACAUUCCAUCCGGCUGGGAUGUGGAGCAGGGCCCUCCCACUGAGGGCGCCUGCUUGCAGCCAAGUAUCCUCAUCUCACUGACGGCCCCAAAGAUGUGUGCCGCACACUUUACUGGCAAACACUUCCUGGGUGGCCGUUUCGUUCCACCAUCCAUCGUCGAGAAGUAUGCGCUGCGACUGCCGGCAUAUCCAGGGAUGAGCCAGAUCGUGGAGCUCCCCGCGAAGUUCUGA